Pteropus alecto (black flying fox) is the source of this 1313-nucleotide messenger RNA. RefSeq names its product ankyrin repeat and SOCS box containing 5 (gene ASB5). Gene Ontology annotation, molecular function: protein binding. The record is from RefSeq and is a predicted model, not a curated record. Gene Ontology annotation, biological process: positive regulation of protein catabolic process; protein ubiquitination; intracellular signal transduction. The coding region runs from base 76 to 1065 and encodes 329 amino acids. The transcript has 7 exons. NCBI's taxonomy places the organism in Eukaryota, Metazoa, Chordata, Mammalia, Chiroptera, Pteropodidae.
GAGAAUCCCGGACGAGAGCCAGGCACAUUUGAGACUUGGAUCUCACCGAAGACCGCCACAGAUUCCUGUGCAGCAAUGUCGGUGUUAGAAGAAAGCCGACCAUUUGCUCAACAGUUAUCCAAUGUCUACUUUACAAUACUUUCACUUUUCUGUUUUAAGCUUUUUGUGAAAAUCAGCCUUGCCAUCCUCAGUCAUUUCUACAUCGUGAAAGGCAACCGCAAGGAAGCGGCAAGGAUAGCAGCUGAAUUUUAUGGAGUAACCCAAGGACAAGGUUCCUGGGCAGAUCGUUCACCACUACACGAAGCGGCAAGUCAAGGUCGCCUCCUUGCUCUGAGAACAUUAUUAUCACAGGGUUAUAAUGUAAAUGCAGUCACCAUAGACCAUGUCACCCCAUUGCACGAAGCCUGCCUUGGAGAUCACGUGGCGUGUGCCAGAACUCUCCUGGAAGCUGGAGCUAAUGUAAAUGCAAUCACAAUAGAUGGUGUGACUCCAUUAUUCAAUGCCUGCUCACAAGGCAGUGCAAGCUGCACAGAACUGCUUUUGGAAUAUGGUGCCAAACCCCAACUGGAGUCAUGUCUUCCUUCUCCCACACAUGAGGCCGCCAGCAAAGGUCACCACGAAUGUCUGGAAAUACUGAUAUCCUGGGGCAUAGAUAUUGACCAAGAUGUUCCUCAUUUAGGAACUCCUCUGUAUGUAGCUUGCAUGUCACAGCAAUUCCAUUGUAUCCGGAAGCUUCUUCAUUCUGGUGCUGAUGUACAGAAAGGCAAGUAUUGGGACACACCAUUACACGCUGCUGCUCAACAGUCCAGUAUGGAAGCUGUAAACUUACUGCUAGAAUUUGGAGCAGAUAUCAAUGCCAAAAAUACAGAGCUUCUGCGACCUGUAGAUGUAGCUGCUUCUAGCAGUUUGGUGGAAAGAUUAUUGCUUCAGCAUGAAGCAACCCCAAGCUCCCUUUGCCAACUCUGCAGACUCUGUAUCAGAAGCUACAUAGGAAGACCACGGUUACACCUUAUCCCACAGCUCCAGCUGCCAACAUUAUUGCAGAAUUUCUUACAGUACCGAUAGAGCAGUAAGAUAAUUAUAAAUACUUUGAAAAUCAAAAAUUUCUAUUUCAUCUGCCUAGCGUAUAUUUCAUAUUAAAAUAUGCAUAAGAUAGAGUAAAAGUGAGUAUGAGAACACCCAGGGAAGAAGUGAAAUAUCAAUUUUAAUUUUAAGUGUACUAGUGGGUACUAUUGUUUUAUGCAUUUUUAUUGUUUUUGACUAUCGUGUAUUUAAUAUAUCUACAUAUUAUUAUUCCCAUAUACCUUUUUGUU